This is a messenger RNA of Pyrus x bretschneideri (Chinese white pear), 2467 nucleotides long. RefSeq lists its product as uncharacterized. Gene Ontology annotation, molecular function: zinc ion binding. The coding region runs from base 119 to 2215 and encodes 698 amino acids. The record is from RefSeq and is a predicted model, not a curated record. NCBI's taxonomy places the organism in Eukaryota, Viridiplantae, Streptophyta, Magnoliopsida, Rosales, Rosaceae. The transcript is spliced from 14 exons.
AAAGACGAAAAGAUAUUGUAAAAGUUCAAGGGCGAAUCUGUAAUUAACCCAAGCUAAAUAAAUGGUUGCUUGAAAACAAAGGCGAAUCUGUUCACUGAGAAACUCUUCAGCGUUCAUCAUGGCAGCCCAAGCUCGUUCUCCUUGUGCUCAGGAGGACCCAUUUCUAGAAAAUGAGGAAGAAUUGUUUUAUGGAGCUGAAUCGGGUUGGGUCGAAGCCCGAACAUCAUGCGAUCACCUUGCUUCCCUGUCCUCUAAUCUCGAUCACAUUCCCACUCUUGAUACCGCCUGCAACAGAUGCCAGCACCCCAAUAAGAACUGGUUAUGUUUGCACUGUAAGGUUGUCCUCUGCGGCCGCUACGUGAACAAGCACAUGCUUCAGCAUUAUGAGCGGACAAAUCAUUGUCUUGCUCUCAGCUAUAGUGACUUAUCCGUCUGGUGUUAUUCCUGUCAUGCAUAUUUAGAUGCUCAGCUGAUUGCACAACUGCGGCCUGUAUAUGAAAGUGCCUACAUGCUAAAAUUUGGCAAGGCCCCACCAGCUCGAACAUCAUGCAAUCACCUUGCUUCCCUGUCCUCCGAUCUCGCUCACAUUCCCACUCCUGACACUGCCUGCAACAGAUGCCAGCACCCCAAUAAGAACUGGUUAUGUUUGCGCUGUAAGGUCGUCCUCUGCGGCCGCUACGUGAACAAGCACAUGCUUCAGCAUUAUGAGCGGACAAAUCAUUGUCUUGCUCUCAACUAUAGUGACCUAUCCGUCUGGUGUUAUUCCUGUCAUGCAUAUUUAGAUGCUCAGCUGAUCGCACAACUGUGGCCUGUAUAUGAAACUGCCUACAUCCUGAAAUUUGGCCAGGCCCCACCAGCCCGAACAUCAUGCGAUCACCUUGCUUCUCUGUCCUCUGAUCUCGCUCACAUUCCCACUCCUGAUACUGCCUGCAACAGAUGCCAGCACCCCAAUAAGAAUUGGUUAUGUUUGCGCUGUAAGGUCGUCCUCUGUGGCCGUUACGUGAACAAGCACAUGCUUCAGCAUUAUGAGCGGACAAAUCAUUGUCUUGCUCUCAGCUAUAGUGACCUAUCCAUCUGGUGUUAUUCCUGUCAUGCAUAUUUAGAUGCUCAGCUGAUCACACAACUGCGGCCUGUAUAUGAAACUACGUACAUCCUGAAAUUUGGCAAGGCCCCACCAGCCCUAACAUCAUGCGAUCACCUUGCUUCCCUGUCCUCUGAUCUUGCUCACAUUCCCACGCCUGAUACUGCCUGCAACAGAUGCCAGCACCCCAGUAAGAACUGGCUAUGUUUGCGCUGUAAGGUCGUCCUCUGCGGCCGCUACGUGAACAAGCACAUGCUUCAGCAUUAUGAGCGGACAAAUCAUUGUCUUGCUCUCAGCUAUAGUGACCUAUCCGUCUGGUGUUAUUCCUGUCAUGCGUAUUUAGAUGCUCAGCUGAUCGCACAACUGCGGCCUGUAUAUGAAAGUGCCUACAUCCUGAAAUUUGGCAAGGCCCCACCAGCCCGAACAUCAUGCGAUCACCUUGCUUCCCUGUCCUCUGAUCUUGCUCACAUUCCCACUCCUGAUACUGCCUGCAACAGAUGCCAGCACCCCAAUAAGAACUGGUUAUGUUUGCACUGUAAGGUUGUCCUCUGCGGCCGCUAUGUGAACAAGCACAUGCUUCAGCAUCAUGAGCGGACAAAUCAUUGUCUUGCUCUCAGCUAUAGUGACCUAUCCGUUUGGUGUUAUUCCUGUCAUUCAUAUUUAGAUGCUCAGCUGAUCGCACAACUGCGGCCUGUAUAUGAAAGUGCCUACAUCCUGAAAUUUGGCAAGGCCCCACCAGCCCGAACUUCAUGUGAUCACCUUGCUUCCCUGUCCACUGAUCUCGCUCACAUUCCCACUCCUUUUACUGCCUGCAACAGGCCCCACCAUUCCGAACAUCGUACGAUCACCUUGCUUCCCUGUCGUCUGAUCUCGCUCACAUUCCCACUCCUGAUACUGCUUGCAACAGAUGCCAGCACCCCAAUGAGAACUGGUUAUGUUUGUGCUGUAACUUGUAAGGACGUCCUCUGCAGCCGCUACUUGAACAAGCACAUGCUUCAGCAUUAUCAGCGGGCAAAUCAUUGUCUUGCUAUCAGCUAUAGGUACAAUUACCAAUACUUGCCAAGGUUUACAUUUCGUGCAGUGACCUAUCCUUCUGGUGUUUUUCCUGUGUUGCAUAUUUGGAUGCUCAACUGAUCCCAUAACUGCGGGCUGUAUAUGAAACUGCCUACAUUCUGAAAUUUGGCGGGGCCCCAUCAUUCCGUACGGUUUAAUAGCCAACAUGGGACAUAAUCUGAGGGUUUAGAUCUGGAAGUCAAAUUGUCACACUACUCUUCUGGGAGCUUUUUUUUUUGUCUGUCGUUACGUUAUUUUUCGAACUAGCAGAUGGUCUCGGAUGAGGUGUUUUUAAAAAGAUAUGUUCUUAUCAAAUGUUUAUUACUGCCGUGA